Molecule: messenger RNA, 957 nt
Organism: Pelodiscus sinensis (Chinese soft-shelled turtle)
Lineage: Eukaryota; Metazoa; Chordata; Testudines; Trionychidae
Gene: OR11L1
Product: olfactory receptor family 11 subfamily L member 1
Biological process (GO): G protein-coupled receptor signaling pathway
Cellular component (GO): membrane
Molecular function (GO): olfactory receptor activity; G protein-coupled receptor activity
Source: RefSeq, a predicted model, not a curated record
AUGAUCAACGGCACCCUAGUGGUGGAGUUCCGGCUGCUGGGAUUUCAUAGCCUUCCCGGCUGGCAGACCCUGCUCUUCCUUGUGCUCCUGCUCAUCUACAUCCUUUCCCUCAUGGGGAAUGUUGCCAUCAUCUCCGUGGUGUGGCAGGAGCCCCGGCUCCACUCACCCAUGUACUCCUUCCUCCAGAACCUCUCCUUCCUGGAGAUCUGCUACACCAGCACCAUCAUGCCCAAGAUGCUGGCCAACCUGCUGGCAGAGCGGAAGGCCAUCUCAUUUGCCGGAUGCAUGGUGCAGCUCUACUGCUUUGUCUUCCUGGGGGCCACUGAGUGCUUCCUUCUGGCGGUGAUGGCCUACGACAGGUACCUCGCCGUGUGCGACCCAUUGCACUACACCGCGGUCAUGAGCGAUACCUCUUGCGUCCGUCUGGCUGCAGGCUCCUGGGUGACGGGCAUCUUCACCGGGCUCUUGCCCUGCUUGCUCAUCUCCCGGCUCCAUUUCUGCGCCUCCAACCAGAUUCGACACUUCUUCUGUGAUAUCCCCCCCUUGCUCCAGCUCUCCUGCUCCGACACCACCAUGACCGAGCUCCUCAUAUUCGUCCUCUCCCUCCUGGUCCUCGUCAGUUGCCUGCUGCUGACCCUCGUGUCGUACCUCUUCAUUGUUCUCGCCAUCCUGAAGAUCCCCUCCUCCACGGGGAAGAGGAAGACCUUCUCCACUUGCGGUUCCCACCUCGCGGUGGUGGUUAUCUACUACGGCACCAUGAUCUCCAUGUAUGUCCAUCCCUCCUCGGGCCUAUCCUCGGAGCUCAACAAGAUUGUCUCUGUGUUCUACACCAUCGUCACACCCCUCCUGAAUCCCAUCAUCUACAGCCUGAGGAACAAGGACUUCAGGAAUGCGUUGAAGAAAAUAAUCCAGAGGCAAUGCACAAGAGGCUGGAGGCCUUAUUCUGGUUCACACUAA